Molecule: messenger RNA, 1548 nt
Organism: Microdochium trichocladiopsis
Lineage: Eukaryota; Fungi; Ascomycota; Sordariomycetes; Xylariales; Microdochiaceae
Product: glycoside hydrolase family 72 protein
Exons: 2
Coding region: 1-1548 (515 amino acids)
Biological process (GO): fungal-type cell wall (1->3)-beta-D-glucan biosynthetic process
Cellular component (GO): fungal-type cell wall; cytoplasm
Molecular function (GO): 1,3-beta-glucanosyltransferase activity
Source: RefSeq, a predicted model, not a curated record
AUGAAGGGCACCAAGUUCUUCUACAACAACGGCACCCAGUUCUACGUCAAGGGUAUCGCCUACCAGUCCGAGAUGGGUGCCGCCUCUCGGGCUGUGGUGAAGCGCUACGGCUUCGAGCCCGACCCAACCGCCAACAUCAUCGACCCUCUUGCCGACGCGGCCCAGUGCCAGAAGGAUGUGCCCCUGCUCGCCCGUCUCGGCACCAACGUCAUCCGCACAUAUGCCAUUGACCCUACCAAGGACCACACCGCCUGCAUGAAGCUCCUUGAGCAGGCCGGCAUCUAUGUUCUUGCUGAUCUCGGCCACCCGGCUGUGUCCAUCAACCGUGACUCUCCUGCCUGGAACGUCCAGCUCUACAAGCGCUACACAAACGUCAUCGACGAGCUUGGCAAGUUCGACAACGUUCUCGGCUUCUUGUCCGGCAACGAGGUCACCAACAACAACACCAACACUGAUGCCUCGGCGUUCGUCAAGGCUGCCACUCGUGACGCCAAGGCCUACAUCAAGGCCAAGAUGGACAAGGGCCACCGCUGGAUGGGCGUCGGCUACGCCUCGAACGACGAUGCCGAGAUCCGUGCCGAGAUGGCGCAGUACUUCAACUGCGGCAAGCAGGAGAACGCCAUCGACUUCUGGGGUUACAACAUCUACUCGUGGUGCGGCAAGAGCAGCUUCCAGCAGUCCGGCUACGACGUCCAGGUCCAGUUCUUCAGCAACUACUCUGUCCCCGUCUUCUUCGCCGAGUAUGGUUGCAACACUGUCGGUGGCGCCGAGGGCCGUCUCUUCGAGGACACCCUUGCCAUCUAUUCCAAGCAGAUGACCGACGUCUUCAGCGGCGGUAUUGUCUUCAAGUUCCAGCAGGAGAAGAACGACUACGGUCUCGUCAAGGCUGGCCAGCCCAUGAAGAACUUCAAGGUCCUCGAAUCCCAGAUGAAGAAGAUUGACCCCACCGUUGUCCAGAUGGACUCCUACACGCCCACCAACACUCCUCAGGCCUGCCCCAACGUCGGUACCAACUGGAAGGUCACUGGCAGCGCUCUCCCCCCUACUCCCAACGCCGACUUGUGCACCUGUGCCUACAACGCCGCCAAGUGCCGCCAGGCUGACAAGCUCGACGUCGAGGACUAUGGCGCCAUCUUUGACUACAUCUGCAAGAACGAUGCCGCAGCCUGCGCUGGUAUCAAGGCCGACACUGAGACUGGUGUCUAUGGCCCUUACGUCAUGUGCAACCCCAAGGAGCAACUCGCUGUUGUCCUUGAUGCCUACUACGCCAACCAGAAAGGCCGCGCCGAUGCCUGCGACUUCAAGGGUGCUGCUCAGCUUGUCAGCAACCCCAACGCUGCCCCUUCGUGCACUGCCCAGCUCGAGAGUGCCAGUGCCGCCGCUGCUGUUGCCGCGACUGGCACUGCUCCCUCUUCCAACGGUGGCAGCACUGGCAACGCCGCUCCUCGCACCGUGCCGACGGGCGGCUUCAUGUCCGGAAGCACCCUCGCCAUGGGUGCCUGGGUCCUGGGCUCCAUUGCCGUUGGUGCUGGCAUGGUUGCCCUAUAA